Molecule: messenger RNA, 1407 nt
Organism: Penicillium arizonense
Lineage: Eukaryota; Fungi; Ascomycota; Eurotiomycetes; Eurotiales; Aspergillaceae
Exons: 8
Coding region: 1-1407 (468 amino acids)
Biological process (GO): transmembrane transport
Cellular component (GO): membrane
Molecular function (GO): transmembrane transporter activity
Source: RefSeq, a predicted model, not a curated record
AUGGCUGCUGAUCAAGUCACCAUCAGCGAUGAGCCCAAGGGACCCAGCAUCACAGCCGAGGCAGCUGUCAAAGCCAUUAAGGCCGGACGAAACAAAGAUGUUGAUAUUGCUGCACAGAUAAUUAGCGACUAUGCGAAUCAAAUGGAUGGUGAAAGUUGGUCUGUUGAGGAAGAAAGGAAAUUGAUCCGCAGAAUUGAUUGGAGACUGAUUCCCACUCUCUUCGUUUGUGCUACUCUAUCAGGGCUUGAUAAAACUGCUAUUUCGGCAGCUGCCAUUUACAACAUCAAGACGGAUCUUAAUCUUACCGGGGAUCAGUAUUCAUGGCUUGGAUCAGCACCAUUUUUCGGUGGACUGGUAUUCAUGGGUCCUUUGGCCUACUGUUUGCAAAAGGUCCCGGCUGUGCCGUUCUUCGCUUUCAAUGUCCUCUGCUGGGGUAUCCUUGAAAUACUGACGUGGAUCUGCAGCAUCAUUCUUAAUGUGGUCGCUCCGAUUAUCAAUGGCUUUGUCGCUUGGGUUGUUGGGUAUUACAAUGGGCCAUUCGAAACAUGGAAGAUUAUUUUCCUUUUAGUCGGAGCUCUCACUGUCGUCACAUCUGUCGUGGUGUAUUUUGUACUGCCAAACAACCCGCUGGAAGCCAAGUUCCUUACCCCCCGGGAAAAGUACAUCGUCAUUCAGCGCAAAGCAGCCGAUAACACCGGCAUCGAGUCAAAGACCUUCAAGAUGGACCAAGUCUGGGAAGCUAUCUUUGACAUCAAGACAUGGCUGAUUUGGAUUGCCAUUGCUGCUUUGCAAGUACCAAAUGGCGGGUUGACAACAUUCAACACCCUUAUCAUCUCAAACCUUGGCUUCGAUUCCCUUCAGACCUCGCUUCUCGCUAUGCCUCCUGGUGCCAUGAGUACUCUGUCCGGAGUCGGUCUGUCUUAUCUGGCUGCUACUACAAGACGGUAUCGUACAGCUAUUGUGACAGCCUCUAUUCUUCUGCCCCUUCUUGGUGCGGUGCUGUGUUAUGCGUUGCCGCGAACGAACCUUGCUGGUCAGCUCGUUGGGCUAUACAUCUUAUAUACAUACUGGGCUCCCUAUAUCACCCUGGUCUCGGUAUACCAGGCCAACAUUGCAGGUCACACAAAGAAGAUUACACUAUAUGCCUGGUUCUAUAUUGCGUGGGCCACCGGAAACAUCAUUGGACCCCAAACAUUCCGAGCAGAUCAAGCCCCUGAAUAUACCGGUGGGACUGUGGCGAUGAUUGUCUGCUAUAUCAUUGCAAUGUUUGCUAUUACAGCGUAUGGCCUUGUCUGUUAUUUCAGCAAUAAGAAGCGCGAGGAUGCCAUUGACGGUCGCAUGGCUGCCGACCAUGACUGGCUGGAUAUAACGGAUAAAGAGAAUGAAGGUUUCAAAUAUACUACCUGA